Cololabis saira (Pacific saury) is the source of this 4334-nucleotide messenger RNA. It is a transcript of the gene rtel1, whose product is annotated as regulator of telomere elongation helicase 1. The transcript has 33 exons. Gene Ontology annotation, cellular component: nucleus. Gene Ontology annotation, biological process: DNA recombination; telomeric loop disassembly; negative regulation of t-circle formation. Bases 227 to 3796 code for a protein of 1189 amino acids. Gene Ontology annotation, molecular function: DNA binding; DNA polymerase binding; ATP binding. The record is from RefSeq and is a predicted model, not a curated record. NCBI's taxonomy places the organism in Eukaryota, Metazoa, Chordata, Actinopteri, Beloniformes, Belonidae.
CGCCAAGCAGGUUUCCUCGCUUACAGUUUACACAGUUUGAAUAGUUUGGACCAGAAGUUGUUUCAAAUCAAAUAAUAUUGUGACAUCUCCACCGUGGACGGCGUGCGAUUAAAGGAGGGUCUGACUGCAGGAGGCAGUUGCUCCGGGCCGGACAGAAUCACCUGAAGCGGGUUAUUUGAACACCAAGCAGCCUCUGGUGGAUGCUGCUGCUGCCAACGGGGAUAUCAUGCCUGCACUAAGCCUGAAAGGAGUGACAAUAGACUUCCCCUUCACCCCGUAUGACUGCCAGAAGGACUACAUGACCAAAGUGAUCCAAUGUCUCCAGGAUAAGGUGAACGGGGUUCUGGAGAGUCCCACUGGAACCGGUAAAACCCUGUGCCUGCUCUGUGCCACGCUGGCCUGGAGGCAGUACUUCAAGGAUGGAAUUUCUGCCCGCAAAAUAGCAGACAAGCUUGGUGGCGAGGAGAUGUUUCCCAAAACGCCGCUCGCCUCCUGGGGCACAGCCGCCACUGAUGGCGACAACACAACCUACUACACAGAUGUUCCCAAGAUCAUAUAUGCAUCCAGGACCCACUCCCAGCUCGCACAGGUUAUCAACGAGCUGAAGAACACUUCAUACAAGCCAAAGAUGUGUGUGCUGGGCUCCAGAGAGCAGCUGUGCAUCCACCAGGAUGUCAUGCGUCAGGAGAGCAACCACGUCAAAGUCCACAUGUGCAGGGCAAAGGUUUCUACCAGGUCGUGUCACUACUACAACAACGUUGAAGAGAAAAGCACCGACAGAGACGUGUUGAACUCGAUCCUUGAUGUGGAGGAUUUGGUGAAAUUUGGAACCAAGCAAAGGGUCUGUCCGUACUACCUCAGCCGGUCCCUAAAGCAGCAAGCAGACAUUAUUUUUAUGCCGUACAACUACCUGCUGGAUCCUAAGAGCCGCAGAGCCCACAACAUCGAGCUGAACGGAGCUGUCGUCAUCUUCGAUGAAGCUCACAACGUGGAGAAGACGUGUGAAGAGUCGACGUCGUUCGACCUGACCCCCUACGACGUGGCUUCAGCCAUCACCGCGGUGGACAAACUGCUGGUGGAAACGGCCCGGGAUGCCACCCAAGGAGACACGGUCACCGAAGACUUCAACGUGGAAUCCCUCAACUCUGGUUUAAAAAUGAAUAUAAACGCUGUUGCUAAUAUCAAACAGAUACUGUUGGACCUGGAAGCUGCAAUCGAUUCCUAUGAAGUGCCGAGCGAUAAAGGCGUCACGAAACCUGGAAUCUUCAUCUACGAGCUGCUGCAAAGAGCCAACCUGACCUACGACACCAAGACGGCGGUGCAGGAGGCUCUGGAGCAGAUGAUGGGAUACCUGGCAGGACAGCCGGGAAUAUUCCUCAACACAAGUGGGCUGCAGAAACUAGCUGAAAUCAUCCAGCUGGUGUUCUGCGGGGAACCUCCACAAAGUGAGCGACAGCAGCAGAUGCAGGUCAACACGGCUCAGUUUAAGGUCCACAUCCAUCAAGACACCAGCCAACACAAGAAGAAACAGAGCACUGAUUUGUGGGUGGCGUCUUCUUCAAAGAAACAAGGCAACGUUCUGAGUUACUGGUGCUUCUCUCCUGGCUUCAGCAUGCAGGAACUGGUGAGGCAAGGCGUUCGCAGCAUCAUCCUGACCAGCGGCACCCUCUCUCCUCUGUCCUCGUUCACCUCUGAGAUGAGGAUAAAAUUUCCUGUUUCUCUGGAGAACAGUCACGUGAUCGAGCGGGAUCAGAUCUUUGUUAGCGUCAUUGAUCGAGGCCCGGAUGGAGCGCACCUGAGUUCAGCGUUUGACAGAAGGUUUGUGCCAGAAAAUAUGGCGUCUUUAGGCAACACAGUUGCCAACCUCAGCCGUGUGGUUCCUCACGGUCUCCUGGUGUUUUUCCCGUCUUUUUUUGUGAUGGAAACGACGCUGGAGUUCUGGAGGGGCAACGGACACGCGGAUCGUAUUGAGAACGUGAAGCCCAUGUUCGUUGAGACUAAAGGGAAGGGCACCUUCACCGAGGUGAUCGAUGGAUAUUACAACAAAGUCAAUGAUCCAGCAACCAGAGGAGGAAGUUUCUUUGCCGUGUGUCGAGGGAAGGCUAGCGAGGGUUUGGAUUUUGCCGACACCUUCGGUCGCGGCGUCAUCAUCACCGGCCUUCCGUUCCCGCCCAAGAUGGACCGCCGCGUCAUCUUGAAGAUGCAGUUUUUGGAUGAGAUGGCAAGGAAGAGAGAGCCUGGGAUGAGGUACUUGUCGGGGCAGGAGUGGUACAAACAGCAGGCUUACAGAGCCGUGAACCAGGCCAUCGGGAGAGUUAUCCGCCACAAGGAGGACUACGGAGCCAUCUUCCUGUGUGAUCAGAGGUUUAAAAACGCUGAUGCCCGGGCACAUCUCCCGUCGUGGGUCCGGCCGUACGUGCGCCUCUAUGACGGCUUUGGGAACAUGGUCCGGGACGUUUCGCAGUUCUUCAGGGUUGCGCAGAAAAUGAGGCCGGUGCCGGUGAAGACGGCUGCAGCGGCGUGCUGUGCAAAUGUGUGUUCACCGGACACUCAGUCUUCCUCCUCCUCCUCCUCCUCUUUCUCCUACACCUCCUCCCUGAGCUCCACCGCCCAGAAGGCCACGGUCCUGGACGCUCACCUCCCCAGCCUGAAGAGGAAGAGACUCAAUGAAAACAGUGGAGCCAAUGGGAUGGCCAAGAUCUGUAUCGAUUAUGAUUACCAAGUUCGGGAGAGUCAGAAGAGACCAGCCACCCUGCUGGACGCCCUGGACCGAGGGGACCGUCACCAUGGAGACGAUGAUGCUGAAGGAGUGCAGAAGGCGAGCCGUCUGUCCACCCUUUCUCUUCAGUAUGACAAGAGGAUGGAGGACGAACUGCGAGGAGGAAAGCGCAAAAUAAAGUUGGUGCAGGAUCCGAGAAUGAGCGUCACGGAGGACGUGUCGGAGGAGGGCAAAGCCAGCCGGGCCAAGCAGUUCCUGGCCGACAUGAAGAAGUCGCUGAGCAAGGUGACCUUCGACCGCAUCGUUCGAGCGCUGCAGACCUACAAGACGGACGACAACCUGGACAACCUGCUGGCGGAGACGGCCGUCUUAAGUGAAGACGCCAACACUCACUGCCUGCUCCGCGGUUUCUACCAGUUCGUUCGUCCGCAUCACAAGAAGAGGUUCGACGAGAGGUGUGAGGAGCUGACUGGGCAGGGCUGCGGGUACCGGCCCGAGCAUUCUCUGUCCAAGGAUGAGAAGAGAGCCGUCCUGUCGCAGAGCGCUGCAGACGGACAUCCUGCCGUAGGUUUGACGUCGUCAUCGUCAUCGUCGUCCUCCGGCGGGCAGCUGGAUACGCAGCAGCUCAACAAGGGCGGACAGCACCUGAGCCAGCAGGGACUGAGACAACCUCAGGCCGGUUCUGCACCGAAGAAGGAGCCCCACGUAGCCUUCCUGGCCGACGUGAAGAGAGCCCUGGGAGCAGAGCAGUCCACUCAGCUCUUCCAGGCCAUCCACGGCUACAAGAAGACGGACAGCUACGAGAGCCUGGUGUCCACGGUGGUGAGCUUGUUCACCGAGAGGGACGAGAACGUCCACCUGCUCGUCAGGUUUGGCAUGUUUAUCCGUCCUCAUCACAAGAAGCAGUACAAAGAGAUGCUGGACGCUCUGAUGGGUCAGACGACGCCGACGGAUGGAGUCCCAGACUUGAGCGAUGAGCAACAAAGACAAAGUGACGAUCAGCACGUUUCUUUAUCACCGCCGUUGAAGACACAAAGCAAGAUCUCCGGUUUCUUCUCAAAAAGUCAAAGAAAAUAAAAACGGCUGUCUGAACUUGGAGGAGAGAUUUCUGCCAAUGGACCAGAACUGCUGCUGAGCUCGAUGACCACGAGGGGAGAACACACCCCACUAGACUGGUGGAAGUCCAUACCUGAUGGAGAUCAAUAUGGAUCAGUGUUAUGGGUUUGGUGUUACAGUAACGGGUCACGUGUCGGGGAGAUCGGAUCAGAUCGAUUCACUUGAUCACCACCUGAGAGGAAGCAGUCAGACGAUAUCACAGUGAUGAGAAAUAAUGGACUCCAGAUCCUCUUUUUUAUGACAGAAUGUUGAUAUUUUUAUUUUAUUAGUUUCAUCGUUUUAAUUUGUAAAGGUUUGAAAGUAUAACUGGUGAACCUGAUAGCGUUUGUUUUCCAGAUAUUUUUGUAAUGAUCAUACUUUAAUCAGGACACGGAUGAAAUUAGGUACAUCAGUAAUUUCAACCCACUUAAUGUAUUUGCUCUGUAUUAAAUUGAUGUUAUUGUAAGUAAAGAUGUAGAAAAAACAUUUUGAGCAAAAUAGAUUUUUUUUUUUUUUUUUA